This is a messenger RNA of Myripristis murdjan (pinecone soldierfish), 4791 nucleotides long. It is a transcript of the gene anln, whose product is annotated as anillin, actin binding protein. Gene Ontology annotation, biological process: mitotic cytokinesis; septin ring organization; actomyosin contractile ring assembly. Gene Ontology annotation, cellular component: actomyosin contractile ring. The record is from RefSeq and is a predicted model, not a curated record. The coding region runs from base 136 to 3774 and encodes 1212 amino acids. NCBI's taxonomy places the organism in Eukaryota, Metazoa, Chordata, Actinopteri, Holocentriformes, Holocentridae. The transcript has 25 exons.
UUGUGUGUGGAGAGAAGAGGAGCUGAGAGGCGUUCAGCUCACCACGUCCUCUUUCUGUACACACCAGUGGCAUAGAGCAGUAAAACAGCUAGUUUUUUGAAAUAUUACUGUAGUAGGGGAUACACUGUCUCCGACAUGGAUCCGUUUACUGAGAAACUCUUGGAGCGAACCCGGGCCCGCAGGGAGAACCUCCAGAAGAAAAUGGCGGAGAGACCGACUGCAGCAAAUCGGCAGAUGGCUAAAAGGUCCAGGGAGCCUUUGGCUGAGGCUAAUAGUGUGAUCAGUGAGCCAGUCAUAGAUAAAGCUCCACAGCUCUCUUCCAAGCCUUCUCCCUCCAAGCGGCGAUGCUCAGGGGAAACUGUGCAGACCGCAGCUGGGGAGGAGAACCAGGAGCCAUCUACGACUCGCCCUGCAGUUUCUUCGCUGCCUGAUCCUCCUACUGACAAGAAACCCCCAACGGGACCAGCCAGCAUCCGUCCUGCCUCUUCUCUAGAGAAGAACAUUGCCCGACCUGUAGUCCACUCUCAUCCAGUGCAGGCGAAACCUGUACCGGAGCCAGAGCCGGACAAGAUGAUCAUGACCCCUGCUCCCGAUGCUUUGUUGAGCAGUACCAAAGUGGAGACGGUAUCUGCCAGUCCAGCCCUGCAGAGGAACAAGGAGGACCUGAAUGAGGCCCCAACUCUAUCCGCCCCUGGCAUGAAAUCUCGUCUGCAGAGACUAGCAGAGCAGAGGCAGUAUUGGGAUAAUGAAGAUGUUGUUCCAAACUGUGCCCCCCCGUCCCCAUUGAAGAGACAGUUUGACGACCCAACAGCGGCCAGCUCGACUGCAUCCUCCUCAGAAGCUCCACUUGGGAGGAGAGGCCGACUCGCCAACCUCGCCGCCACCAUCGGAUCCUGGGAGGACGACUUAAGCCACCCAGGCCCUCGCAAAGACAAUGCACAAGGGAAGGCUGGCACCGCCUGUGUUCCCAAGCUGGCCAGCAGAGAUGCCUCUGUGUCUACUAACAGUAAACCAUCUGCUGCAGGUCCUGUACUGACCAACCAAACAGCAAGCAGCAAGUCUACAUCCAGCUCCAAUCAGCAGGCAGUCUACUCUCCAGUCAAAUCUAGCAGAGAGGUUCUCUCAAACCCUCAGAAGGCUGAACUCCCUGCAGCAAAACCAGCAGCUAGCCAGAAGAGCUCUCACCAGGGGACAUCCUACCUCUCCAGUCCUCAGAAGGCUGGUUUUUCUGGCUCAGCACCAUUGCCUCAAAGUCCGCUAAAGAACCAGGCCCUUUCCAGGGGUCUUGACAUCACCUCCAGUCCCAAGAAGCCCAACCUCCCUGCCAAACCUGCCACCUCUGCCCCCUCUGACCUCCAGAACAAAGAUAAGUUUACCACCAAGGACUCUUCUACACCCCUGCAACAAAAAGUCACUACAGGCACACCUGGUGUUAAGUCUUUUCUGGAGCGCUUUGGAGAGAAGUGCCAGGAGCGCACAAACCAGAGCUCCCCAGCAGGAGGUGCUACCCAGGGCAAGACACCCACUGUCACCCCCAACACCAGACUGGUCCAGGAGAGGCUCAGAGCAGCACAGGCUGCCAAGACAACCACUGCUGAUCUCACCCAGAGACAGAAACUGGAGCGUGAAGCUGAGCUGGCUCAGCUUCGCAGUCGCUUUCAGAAAGGGGACAAUAUGUGGAAAAACAAAGAUGAAGAGGCAGAAAACAAGAAAAAUACUGAAAGCAAGGAGCAGGCUGGUCAGUCUCAAGAGCCUCAUGUGGCUCAGUCACAUGAUGAACCAACAACACCUUCUGUUGACAGUACGGACAGCACCACCAACAUCAGUUCUCCACCACCAACCUCAGCAGGACAUGGAUCAGUGGUCUCACCUCCAGUCUCAACCUCAAGCCCUCUGAAGAAAGUCAGCAACUUGGUAGAGAAACCUUGUAAUGAAACUCCAGAAGAAGAGGUGGUCCAGGAGAUUGAGAUGAAUGUUGACCAAUCCAUCAAUUCUGCCGUCAUCAAUGAGCUGUUCGAAGGAGUCCUGGAGCAGAGCAGUGAUGAGCACGAUGAUAAGGAAGAGGAGAGCGAUGAGGAAGAUGGCCUGAAUAUUUCUUCCAUGUCUCUCCUUGCUCCUUUUGCAGAGACGGUGGCUGCUGUCGUAAAGAGUCCAGAGAAGAGAAUGAUGACGUCAACUCCAGCCAGCUCCUUCAGUGAGAAGAGUAAAACUCCUAACAGUACCUCCAAACCCAGUAAAUUCCAGAGGGCUCACAUGAUUCAGACAGGCUCCUCGGACAGUGUUGAGGCCUCUGAAGAUGAAGACCAUAAACUGCCUUAUAGCAUCGAUGCAUACAGGUCUGUCAGGGUGAAGGAGACUGAGAGGCCCAAUGUGAAGCAGGUUAUUGUGAGGAAGGAGGAUGUUUCUCACAGAGUGGAGGAGGCCGGAGGCACCAGUCUCAUCAACAUCAAACAGAAGAUGAAGAUUUUGACCAGUGAGAUGAACCUGCAGCAGACAGUUAUCCACCAGGCCAGCCAGGCACUCAGCUGCUGCACAGAUGAAGAGCACGGCAAAGGGUCCCAGGUGGAGGCUGAGGCAGAGAGGCUGCUGUUGGUGGCAACGGAGAGGAGGGUAGCACUGAAGGCAGAGUUGGACCGUCUGAAGGGAGAAGGCCCUGCAGGCCAGAGAAAGGCCCCUGUUGGCUCCUCUAAGGCUCCAGAGAACAUCGGUGUCUCUGCCUCCAAAGGCUCCAUCUCCCUGCAUGAGUUGCGCCUGCCUCUCAAGGCAGACUUUAUUUGCUCCACUGCCAACAAACCAGAGUCAACCAGACAUUACUUUUUCAUCAUGAUUCGGGCUGGAGCGGAGAACACUGUGGCUACUCCAUUAGCAAGCACACACAGCGGCCUCAGUGGAGACGCCCUCACCUUCACUACCAAGUUUGUCAUGUCUGAUGUUUCCAGUGACUUUGAAAUUGAUAUUGAGGUCUAUUAUCUGGUGCAAAAGCGUGAACUAGUCACUGACAAGAGGAAGAAGCCCAACAAGUCAAAGGUAAUCUGGAGACAUGUUUAUGAGGCCCAUGAUUUAUGUAUGUCGGCCAUUACUCCAAAGCGAUUCCUUGCCAUCACUAAGAGCAACCAAACUCCAGUUGUGGCCAGCCCAGGAGGACCCAAUGCUGUUCGCACCAGUAACUUUGUCCUCAUUGGAUCACACAAACUUACUCUUUCCUCUGUUGGGAAAAACAAAUUUCCCCUAGAGAAGAUCAAAUAUGAAGGAACUGAAAGACAACUACUCAGUGACAUGUUUCAUAACAAGGUGCCAUUUCUGUGCCCUCUGGAGGGCCACAUCUACCUCAGGAUGCAGUGUGAAGUUGGCUCUAAGGUGGAAGAGAGGGGCUUCCUGACAAUGUUUGAAGAUGUUAGUGGAUUUGGAGCCUGGCACAGGAGGUGGUGUGUCCUGUCAGGAUAUUGCAUUUCCUACUGGACCUAUCCAGAUGAUGAGAAACGCAAGAAUCCAAUUGGUCGGAUCAACCUUGCUAACUGCACCAGUAAGAAGGUGGAACCGGCCAACCGAGAGUUUUGUGCCAGGCCAAACACCUUUGAGCUCAUCACUGUCAGGCCACAGAGAGAGGAUGACAAAGAGACACUGGUCAGUCAGUGCCAGAACACCAUGUGUGUCACCAAAAACUGGCUCAGUGCCGACACCAAGGAUGAAAGGAAUUUGUGGAUGAAGAAACUGAAUCAGAUUCUGGUGGAUCUGCGGAUGUGGCAGCCAGACUCCAGCUACAGGCCCCUGUAAUUUUCAUCGCACUGGUCCUUCUGUUUUAUGGACUGUCAGUAUCAGACAGUGACACUUGCAAUUACUAAGUGCAAUAUAGUAAGAAAGUUGCUGUUUUUUUUUUUUCUUUUUUCUUUUUUUCUUUUUUUUUUACUGGUGGAUACUUUGAGAGCACAAGUAAUCAAACACAUAAGUUAUAUGAGGAAAAAAUGAAUAAAGCCAUACAUUUGAAACAUUUCAGUGCAGGAUUUUGUGGUGGACUUCUGGUUUGACAGUUUCUUAAUAGCUAUAUUUUAUAUAUUUUCAAAUUGUUGGGAUAUUCCAUUGUAUUUGAGCUAUUGUCCUGCCAGUUUGUUUUUUUUCAUGUUGUAACUGUUAAUUUAGACAAUGCAUGGCUUUAAAUUAUAUUUGUUUUCAAAGUUUUAAAUCAAUAUAUAUAAAUGGUGCUGAACUACUAAAUCGAUACAAAUUUGAUGCACCACAUUUUUUUGUACUGAUGAAAACUUUUUUAUCCUUCAUGAUAGCACAGAACACUAUCAUCUGUAGAAUCCACAAAGCAUUUUUAUUUUUAACCCUAGCUUUUACAGCUUGUGGCUAGACUGUCAAAUGCCUUUUCAUCAUGUUAAGUGCCAUACACAAGUUUGAUACCAAUUAUACUACAGUUUUCAGUAAUAUAUAUUUGUCAUGUCUGUGUCUUUAUUGUUCAUGUGACUGUUUCCAUGUGCACGUUUUAAAUGGUUUUGGCUAACUGGGCUUAACAUUUGUAUUACCUCCUGUGCGCUGGUUAAUGUAUUUUCAGAUGGACAGGCUUUCUGCUGUGUUUAGCAGAGAAGUUGAAAGCUUUUUGAAAAUGGAUUUUGUAUUACAUAUAUUAUGCACGAUGUAUUCUGCUUCUCCAAACAUUUUACAUCAUUCUGCAGUUUAGGAAUGAGCAAGAAAUCUGUUAGUACUCACUGGUAACGUAAAAGCAAUCCAAGCACUCCUCUCAGUCUGUCAGGUAUUUGUAGAACAAGCCGACUUCAAUAAAUGCCUGCUUUG